Molecule: messenger RNA, 993 nt
Organism: Stegodyphus dumicola
Lineage: Eukaryota; Metazoa; Arthropoda; Arachnida; Araneae; Eresidae
Source: RefSeq, a predicted model, not a curated record
AUGAGCAACGCUACUGAUGUAAGCAUUAGUGCUGACUCCAGAUACAUCAAAGGAUCUUACUGUACUCCAAGAAACUACUUCCAAAACCAAAAUUCUGCGGCGUCAACAGGCUUAGGGAAAUGGGUCCACAAAUAUGUCUUAUUUGCGAUAUCUUCAGAUCCUCUCAUCUGCAUAAUUGGAAAGAGAGUAACACUAGAUACUGCUAUGGAAACGGAACUGGUUGGACAUAUAUUAUUGCUGGAUUACAAGGUGUUUGCCAUGACCUUAAAUGCUAUUAGGGAGCUAGUAUUUAAAUUUGCGCAGAAAAAUAAUCUAACGCACCGGUUUAACAAAGACAAGACCAAGGCAGGAUAUGUCUGGGUAUAUUCUUUCUUAGAAAGACACCCUAAUGUUUCAAUAAGAAAAGUACAAGGCUUGUGCUAUGCAUGUUCCAGAUGUCUCAAUAGAGACGAAGUUCGAAAAUGUUUUGACAAUUUACAGAAAAUGUAUGAUGCGUUGAACUUGUGGGAAGAACCGGUAAGAAUUUUGAAUGCCGAUGAAACUGGACUGCAGCUAAUUUUCAAACCUGACAAAGUGAUUUCUUGCAAAGGCAAAAAAGAUGUAAACCACAACACGACAGAAGAAAAGGGGUCUACUGUUACUGCCAUGGUUUGUAGCAGCGCAACAGGAAGUGCCAUCCUCCCAUUUGUCAAAAUGAAGGGUUUUAGGCAAAAAUCGUCUUAUUCCAAAGGUUUACCAAAUGGGUCAACGUUAGAGAUGUCAGACUCUGGAUACAUGACAAGCGAAGUCUUCAAUAAAUUUCUUGACCAUCUGAACAAACACAAACCACAAGGAAAGAUUUUACUCAUUAUAGAUGGACACGCAAAGAUCCGGAUACACUGCAUAAAGCGUCAAUGUUCGGAAUUGAGAUGCUAUGCCUCCCUCCCCCUUGAUGUUUCAUACUUCAAGAGCCUGAAACAUUUUAAUAAUGAGGCAUGCAAGAACUUUGUUUAG